AAGCUGACCGAGGAGCAGAAGGCCAACCUGCGCACCUGCUUCCGCAUGAUGGAUGCCGAUGGCAGCGGCGCCAUUGACGCCGAGGAGCUGGGCGCCGCCUUCAAGCUGCUGGGGCUCAGCGUGAGCCGCAAGGAGGUGGAGGCGAUGCUGGCAGAAGUGGACCGCGACGGCUCAGGC
Messenger RNA from Chlorella variabilis, 177 nucleotides. RefSeq lists its product as hypothetical. The annotation marks the transcript as partial. Gene Ontology annotation, molecular function: calcium ion binding; enzyme regulator activity. NCBI's taxonomy places the organism in Eukaryota, Viridiplantae, Chlorophyta, Trebouxiophyceae, Chlorellales, Chlorellaceae. The record is from RefSeq and is a predicted model, not a curated record. The transcript has a single exon.